GCUGUGCGCGCUAAGCGACCCGGGAAAAGCAGCGGUACUUUAUUCCCACCCGCAUUCCGGAUAACCCCGCCCGCUGCGCUUCUAUUGGCUCACACUGCCCCGCAUCCCGCUCCUCGAUUGGCUAGCAGCUCGUGUUGAAGACAAAUGAGGCGGAGUUAUCCGGAAAACGGGUGGUAAAUAAACAGCAGAGCGAAAUGUCUCAGCUCUUCAUCACAGCAGCGGAGUGAUGUUCCGGAGCUCUGAAGCUGAAGCUCAGUGAGGAGAAGCAGCUAAUCUCAGCCCAGACCCAUGUCCACCUUCAGCGACUCGGGCUUCGAGGAGGAGCUGCAGAGCCCGUCUCCCCGCGGCCUCCCCGCGGAGCAGCCGGACAGACUGACCGCGGACUGCCAUCAGGAGCUCAGCUAUGACGAGAGCUGCUUCACCAUCCAGAAGAACAACCAGCUGAAAUUCCUCGCUCUGGGCUGUUUAUCUCGACAACCACAGAUCACACCCGAAGCACGGUGCAAACUGGUGAGCUGGCUCAUAGCUGUUUAUAAACACUUCAGUGUCUCCUUUGAAUCCUGCUGCUUGGCCGUGAAUAUAAUGGAUCGUUUUUUGGUCACCACGUCUGUGGCUGCUGACUGUUUCCAGCUGCUCGGUGUGACAGCCUUACUGAUCGCUACAAAACAUGUGGAGGUGUGCUCUCCUCGCAUCAAGCAGCUGCUCUCACUCUGCUGCAACUCCUUCUCCAGAGAGCAGAUGUGCAAUCUAGAAUGUCUCAUUCUUGUCAGACUCAACUUUCGCCUGGCUGCACCAACCCUCGCUUUCUUUCUCGACUACUUUAUCAGUAAGGAGUUAUCCUGUAAAAUGAUCAGUGAUCAUGAGGGCAGCGACUACAAAGGCUUUAAACUCACUGAAGACCAGCUUUCCACCAUGAAGAGGUUUAAAUGUUUUGCCCGCAGAGUCUGUGAGCUGAGUCUGGCGGACUACGCUUUCAACAGGUAUCAGCCCUCUGUGAUUGUGCAGAGCGCCAUCAGUCUGACAAAGGACCUGUUAAGAACACACCUGAAACAGUCGUCACUCCAACACACCAAUGCUUUAGAGACAUUAGACUUACUAUCUAUUGGAGAUCAUGAAUUACACGACUCAGACAGUCAUUCUUUAACUCUACAAUGCACUGAAGAGCUCAGGCUGUUGGUGUCCCUCAAUCAAGAGUCAAUUCAGAAUCUGCUAACACUGUAAAACAACACUGUAAUCACCCCUA
Astyanax mexicanus (Mexican tetra) is the source of this 1243-nucleotide messenger RNA. RefSeq names its product cyclin-O protein B. Gene Ontology annotation, molecular function: cyclin-dependent protein serine/threonine kinase regulator activity. The record is from RefSeq and is a predicted model, not a curated record. Lineage: Eukaryota; Metazoa; Chordata; Actinopteri; Characiformes; Acestrorhamphidae. Gene Ontology annotation, cellular component: cyclin-dependent protein kinase holoenzyme complex; nucleus; cytoplasm. The transcript has 3 exons. Gene Ontology annotation, biological process: regulation of cyclin-dependent protein serine/threonine kinase activity; mitotic cell cycle phase transition. The coding region runs from base 289 to 1221 and encodes 310 amino acids.